Messenger RNA from Rhagoletis zephyria (snowberry fruit fly), 2020 nucleotides. RefSeq names its product putative nuclease HARBI1. NCBI's taxonomy places the organism in Eukaryota, Metazoa, Arthropoda, Insecta, Diptera, Tephritidae. The record is from RefSeq and is a predicted model, not a curated record.
UUGACAGAUUCAGCUGAUUUGCUGACGUCACAGUCGAGAUGACAGCAGUAGGGAUGUGCCGAGAUAAUACUUUUAGGUAUCCAAUACAUUGCUACUCUUUCUACUACGGUUUUCUAAAGUUUUAAGUGAAAAAAGAGCACAAGGCAACCCAUGCUUGCCACAGAAAUUUAUGCCCGUUCCAUUAUUUCUUGAGAAAAGAGCGAGCCAACAGGCUGGGGAAGUAUCAGUUGUCAAAAUUCCUUGGACAGACACACGAAAUAAUGGCAAUUUUUUCUAGACCGUUUUCUUGUGAACUGCAUAUCAGCCUGUAUAUAGGGAUGCAAACUAUGCAUCGGUAUUUUUGAAACAUCGAUAAUAUUGGUUCGAAAUUCGAUGUUUGCCAUCGAUGCUUAUAAUUUUCAAAAAUCGCUAAAUUCAUGAUACAUCGAUACCAAUUUCAGCGAUGUUGUAACAUCGACGUUAGUGUAAUAUUACGUUUCCACCAAAGUGAAACCCUGGGUUUGCAGGUUUUGGGUUUGAGAGAGUUGUCAACUGUUUCGACUGCGUGUUUGAUCAAAAUUGUGUUGAAACUGUCAUAUUGUUAUAUUGAUUUUGUCAUUUUAUUUUAAAAUAAUAGAUAGUGAGGUGACGACAUAUUAUUUAAAAAAGAAGAUAAGAGAAAAUAAAAUGCUUUUGUCUAUUGCUGCCAAUUUACUGGACCCAAGAAUAGUGCGUUCACAAAGUGUCUGGUGUUUGGAACAUUCCAGUACCUUUUGGGAAGUAGACUGCCAGUAGAAUGGCUCUAAGUUUUUCAAAGAGAAUUUCCGGAUGAAUAGAUCCAGCUUUGACGAAUUAUGUAGUCUCCUAAAAAAAUUACCAAAAAGGACACAAAUUAUCGGGAUGCAAUUCCACUAGAAAAGCGCGUUGCAAUUGCUCUUUAUGCAUUAGGAUCUUCUAGUUAAUAUAGGUCAAUUGCACACUUAUUUGGAGUAGGCAAAACUACUGUUUGCAAAAUAUUUAUUGAGUUUUGCAAUGAAGUUUGGGCAAGUUUGGCGCCAAUUUAUUUAAACAAUUUUCCCCUUAAAAGGUCGCAAAUUGAGCAGGGAGUUGCAGAUUUCAAUGCAAUGGGUUAUCCACAAUGUAUUGGAGCUAUAGGUAGGCUUAAAAGUAAUGCGAUGGAAAAGAACUUUUAUCAGAAACGGUUUUAUAAUACAGAUGGAUGUCAUAUAGAGAUACACCCAAAAAAAGAAGAAGCCAUUGAUUAUCCCAACUACAAAGGGUGGUAUUCAGUCGUACUGUUGGCUUUAAUAGACGCAAAAUAUAGAUUCAGUUAUAUCCAUUGCGGCAGCCCAGGAAGGUGCAAUGAUUCCUCAAUUUUUGAAAAGUCGUCUCUAAAACGGGAGCUGCAGGAAUGCGCACUCCUUGAUGAAUUGAGCUGGCAGUAUGGAUCCACAAAAAUACCAGUGCACGUUAUAGGUGACUCAGCCUUUCGCCUAUCUCAGCAUUUAAUGAAGCCAUACCCGCAUAGCGUAAACAACACACCUGAACAAAAAAAAUUCAACUAUAGAUUAUCCAAGUGUCGACGUGUUGUGGAAAAUGCUUUUGGCCAUUUAAAAGCCAGAUUUAGAAGAAUUGGAAAAGGCGUGGAUAAUCACAUAAAAAAUGCAAACACUGUGAUUUGUGCUGCAUGCGUUUUACACAAUUUUUUAAUUGCACAGAAGGACUCUAUCGUAGAGAAUCGGGUAGUAGAAAUGCAACGAGAUAGCAGGUGCAACCCGCAAUGCAGCAACAACCAAAGUGAUCGAUCUGAAGGAGAAUUGAUAAGAAAUUCUUUAAAGGAAUAUUUCCGUGUGGAGACUUCGCUGAGGGCUGGAGACGAUGAUGCCGAAAAUGUAGGGGACGAAUCAACUGGAAGUGAAGAGCAUGAAGGCGAAAUUGGCGACGUAGGCGGCAUAGCUAUACAACAAUAAAAAUUGUAAAACCCUCUUAAUUAGUAAUAAUUAAUAUACAUAAAUAAAAUUACCUGUUAUACUAUCCACCA